Molecule: messenger RNA, 264 nt
Organism: Funneliformis caledonium
Lineage: Eukaryota; Fungi; Glomeromycota; Glomeromycetes; Glomerales; Glomeraceae
Source: the annotation of a GenBank genome assembly
AUGUCGAUGAAUUCACAAAUAUUUGUAGUAGUGGUAACGGGAUUGACAACGGGACAAUUAAUCAUAGAAUAUAUAAGCUCGAUAUCAAUCUAUCAAGAAUCAUCGACAAUUAAAGAUGACAUACCUAACAAUUUAGAAAAUUCUGCAUUAAUGGGAAAUAUUGAAAGUGGAAGUUACAAAGAUAAUAUUGGACUUGGAUCUCGUAGCUUUGUUGAAAAUACCGAUGAUGAAAUUAAUGAUAAUGAGAAUAUGAAAUUGAUGUAA